GUUUGCUUAGGCCUCUUCUAGCAGUAACGGACAUCAGUAUGGAACCCUGGCUGACUUUGGUUCUAUUCUGCUCGUGUUUGGCCUUUGCUAACGCUGGUCAGAAACUGCUCCUCGUCUCCUUUGAUGGCCUGAGGUGGGACUACACCGACGACGUGGACACUCCAAACUUCGAUGACGUCACGAGGUCCGGAGUUCGAGUCCCGUACAUGACGCCAUGUUUCGUCAGCCUCAGCGCUCCGUGCCACUGGACCAUGGUGACAGGACAAUACCCAGAAAGCCAUGGGGUGGUCCACAACGUCUGCUAUGACGUCACCACGGGGGAGCGCAUUGGUUGGCCGGACAGUCUAACGAAUAGCAGGUGGAUGAAUGCAGGGGCAGAACCCAUCUGGAUAACGGCAAAGAUACAGGGCAAACGGGUGGGAACGUACUUCUUUCCCGGAGGGAGUGUCGGCAUUAAAGGGAUGCGCGCUGAUAAGAUCGUUCCCAUGGCAACAACGACAGACACGCUAGAGGACUGGAAGGAGAGAGUGGACACAGUGAUGACGUGGUUGUCCCGUGAUGACCUUGACCUGGUGACCCUGUACUUCGGACAGCCGGAUUCAGACGUGCACUAUCACGGAGUGGGAUCGGAAGAACGGAAACAAAAGGUGCGACAGGCCGACCAGGUAAUCGGCUACCUGCGGGAAGAAAUACGUCGUUACGACUUGGAAGCGACGUUGAACGUCAUGAUAGCGUCAGACCACGGCGCGCAGGACGUCAAUACGUCACCGCAUCAGAUCGAGCUGCUGAAUUACGUCCCCGAGUCCUACCUGCAGUUCUACCUGGCGGAUUAUGGACCGCUGGCGAUUAUUCAGCCCAAGGAGGGGAGGGGAGAGGAGGUGUACAGGUUGUUGAGGACCGCCCACCCCAACAUGACGGUGUACAAGAAGGAGGAUUUCCCAGCUGACCUCCACUGGGCCGGACAUCCCCGGGUCCCGGACAUAGUCGCCAUGGCAGACCCUACAUUCGUCAUAUACUCGACGUACCCCGGCUACCAUCCCCUGGUGUCCGAACAUGGCUGGGACCCGAGGCUACCGGACAUGCGGGCCUUCUUCCGCGCCUUCGGACCCAGCUUCAAACAGGACUAUGACGUGGCACCAUUCGAGUCGGUUGAUCUCUACCCGCUCAUGUGCCUAGUGCUGGGCGUGGCACCGGCUCCCAACAACGGCUCACUCUCAUUGGUCAGAAGCAUGCUGCGGGAUGACGUCAGCAGUGCACCUAUCAUAAGAGUCAACAUGGCGGCUGUAACCAUGGUGACAGCAGCCGCCAUUUUGUUAGGUUAUCGAUAUAUAUUACGAAUAUAAAAGUUUAUAUCAAUGAUCAGGAGUGCGUUACGUCGGUGAAGGUUAGA
This is a messenger RNA of Branchiostoma belcheri (Belcher's lancelet), 1390 nucleotides long. RefSeq names its product ectonucleotide pyrophosphatase/phosphodiesterase family member 7-like. Bases 39 to 1343 code for a protein of 434 amino acids. The record is from RefSeq and is a predicted model, not a curated record. NCBI's taxonomy places the organism in Eukaryota, Metazoa, Chordata, Leptocardii, Amphioxiformes, Branchiostomatidae. The transcript has 8 exons.